Molecule: messenger RNA, 2026 nt
Organism: Rubroshorea leprosula
Lineage: Eukaryota; Viridiplantae; Streptophyta; Magnoliopsida; Malvales; Dipterocarpaceae
Source: the annotation of a GenBank genome assembly
GAUAUUUUCGUCUAAGGAAUUCUAAUACCGAAGGAAGAAAGGAAAACAAAGGGAAGGCAAAGGAGCAGCCUUCACUCACGAUUUAGUUCUUUGCCAUCCAUGGGAAGAGUUUGCAUAAUCAGAGCGCGUUUUCUAAUGACAUGAAAAGUCGAAAAGAUGAUUAAUUUGUGUUUGGAUGAAGAAGAGAAGAGGAGGAAAAGGUGAGGAAAAAUGGGGUCACUGGAUUAUAGUCAUCUGAACAACAGUAAAGAAAGGCUGCUUCCACUUAGCAGCUUCAGGGGAGGUGAAGAUGCAGGAAGCAAAUUCAUCUUCUUCAACGUGAUUGAUAAAAAGUUCAAGAAUGCUUGCAAGUAUUUACAAGAUUUUGUUGAGGAAGUAUGGAAAAUGGGCCGUUCAGAUCCUCGGAAAGUCAUAUUUGCAAUGAAGAUGGGACUUGCAUUGGCAAUUGUGUCUUUGCUCAUAUUUUGGAAAGGGCCUUAUGAGAAUGUUGCUCAAUACUCUAUCUGGGCAAUACUCACAGUGAUUGUAGUGUUUGAAUUUAGCAUAGGAGCAACCUUUAUCAAAGGAUUUAAUCGAGGUUUGGGAACCCUUUGUGCUGCCAUACUUGCAGUUUGCUUUUCUGAACUGUCUUUGCUGGUUGGAAAAUGGGAGGAAGUUGUCAUUGUUAUCAGCAUUUUCUUAAUGGGAUUCUGCUCAUCCUAUUUGAAGCUGCACCCAACAAUGACGCCAUAUGAGUAUGGAUUCCGAGUAUUCAUAUUGACAUACUGUAUCCUUAUGGUAGCUGGGAAUAGAACUAGGGAAUACAAGGAAGCAAUUAUAACUCGAUUAGCACUAAUUGCAGCAGGUGCUGGUGUCUGUUUUCUUGUAAAUAUUUUUAUUUAUCCAAUUUGGGCGGGGGAGGCUCUGCAUGGCUUGGUGGUGAAAAAUUUCAAGGACCUUGCCACCUCAUUAGAAGGUUGUGUUAAUGGGUAUUUGAAAUGUGUUGAAUAUGAGAGGAUACCCUCAAAAAUACUCACCUACCAGGCUUCUGAUGACCCACUUUAUAAUAGUUAUAGAUCAGUUGUGGAAUCUACUAGCCGAGAAGACACAUUGUUAGGCUUUGCUAUUUGGGAACCACCUCAUGGUCGUUAUAGAAGGUUUAAUUAUCCUUGGAAAAGCUACAUCACAGUAAGUGGUGCAUUGAGACACUGUGCGUUCAUGGUCAUGGCACUCCAUGGGUGCAUCCUUUCUGAAAUCCAGGCUUCCCCAGAAACAAGACAGGUAUUUAGUACUGAACUCCGGAAUGUUGGAGCAGAAGGUGCAAAAGUCUUGCGUGAGCUCGGAAGCAAACUAGAGAAGAUGGAAAAAUUAAGCCCUGGUGACAUACUCAAAGAAGUCCAUGAGGCAGCUGAUCAGUUGCAAGAGAAGAUAGACAGAAGAUCAUAUUUGCUAGUAAAUUCAGCGAGAUGGGAAAUUGGGAGACUGAACAAGGAAUUGAAAGAGCUAGAGGAUAAGGAGAAUAAGCAAUUGGGGUUCAAGUCCCUGAGUGGAACCUUACUUGACCUGAGGUCAGAUCCUGUAUUGACACCUCCACUACCAAUUGAUGCCUCAAAAACCAUGUUUACCAAGCAAGUGUCAUCGCCAGCACAAAUCUCAUUGAAUGUGGACUCAUGCCUUAAGGGAGAUGAAUGCAGAACAUAUGAAAGCGCCAGAGCCUUGUCUCUUGCAACAUUUGCUUCACUUUUGAUCGAAUUUGUUGCAAGACUGCAGAACAUAGUUGAUUCUUUUGAAGAAUUAAGUGAGAAAGCAGACUUUAAGGGGCCUAACAUCAGCAGAAUACCAACUGCUAAAAAGAGGUUUGGGGCUUAAAUGGCACUACUUAGGAGCUUUGCAUUCAAUUUUUUGCAAAGUAUUCAUCUCAGACUUUAUAUAUGGUUAGCAAAUAAUAAGAAUUUGUCUAAUAACACUAAUAAAAAUAUUAACAUAAGAAUUGAAUGAAAAGAUGUAAUCGAAUUUCCUCACCAUUAGAAACUUAUCUUUCUACCCC